GUUUGAAGCAUUAAGUAUUGUUCCAUGCUUUCUCCAUUGCCAUCUUCAACCACCAAAUAGGAGGGAAACAGGCAAAAGCUCUUCCUCUCCUCCCUCUCAACAGCGAUUCAGGAAGCCAUCAAACUUGGCCAUCUUGAUACUACUUCAGCCAUGGUUCAGAUCAAGGAGUUCCGGAUCGUCAUGCCUAUGUCCAUGGAAGAGUACGAAAUAGGGAUCAGCUAUACUAUCAUGAAGAUGGAGCAGCAAAACACAAACAGCAAAGAGGGUGUAGAGGUACUGCAGCAGGUUCCAUUUGAGGAUGAGCAGCUUGGCAAGGGCCAAUUCAGAUCAAAAGUUUAUCAUUUGCAGAGCAAAAUUCCAUCUUGGAUGAAGGGCUUUGCGCCCGCCAGUGCUCUCACAGUGCAUAAUGACUCGUGGUGUGCAUUUCCAAAGAGCAGAACAGUGACCAAGUGCCCACUUUUCAGCAAGUGUUCAUUGACCAUCGACACCGUAAAUAGGCCUGACAAUGGUUGCUCCGAAAAUGCGCAUAAUUUGACCACUGAGCAAUUAGCUGCAAGAGAAGUCGAGAUCAUCGACAUCGCAUCUAUAUCGCGAGACUACUGGAGUAAGGUUAUCAGUGCUCCAAACAUCAACCUGACAACCUUCAAGUCACAAAGAACAGAGCGAGGCCCUCUUCUAAAGGGAUGGAUGGAUUCGUGCCGUCCGGUAAUGACCACAUACAAGCUGGUGAUCAUGGACGCUCCUAUCUGGGGCUUGGGCGAACGGCUCGAAGACUGCAUCAUUACGGGGGAGAGGGCGCUGUUCUUGGCGUGCCACCGGCUGUGCUUCGCGUGGAUCGACGAGUGGUACGGCAUGACCGUGGAGCAGAUCCGACAGAUGGAGCGGCAGACUGACAUGCUGCUCAAGAAGACGCUGAAAAAGCCUGGGAAGGCCGGGAGCAAGCACGAGGGCAAGAGGAAGACUCUCAAAGAUGAGAUCGCGGUUGUGGGGAGCUGCACUUAGUGCUCCUUUCAUGCGAUGAUCCAUUUGAUUCGGGUGGCUUGGCUGAAUCAUACUAGAUGCGAUAUCUUAGGCCUGACGGCAUCAGCGCAGCGAGGUCGCAUAAAUCCGAUGCGCUGUAAAUGGGAUAGUUUAGAUUGCUCCAAACAAAAAUGGGAUAGUUUAGGCGUGUCUUGAAAUCUGGCAAAAUUACGGACUGUACAUAUGCAUCCACGGACGAUGCUGUCUGUCUGUGUACACUCUAAGGCAUUCAUGGACGGCCUUAAACCUAAAAUAUCGAAUAUCCAAAUGAUUCUUCAGAUCCAAAA
This is a messenger RNA of Phragmites australis (common reed), 1307 nucleotides long. RefSeq lists its product as uncharacterized. The transcript has 10 exons. Gene Ontology annotation, biological process: phospholipid transport. The record is from RefSeq and is a predicted model, not a curated record. Lineage: Eukaryota; Viridiplantae; Streptophyta; Magnoliopsida; Poales; Poaceae. Bases 151 to 1002 code for a protein of 283 amino acids.